AUUCAUCAUCUCCGUCGCAGAGGAACUCAUGGAUUCCGACGCUUUUCCAGGCACCUCCCGGCCCGCCGGAGGCGGGCUCAGUGCGGCGGAGGUCUCGGCCUCCCCGGGCAAAGCGAAGUCGAAGCUUGAGGAUCCCUGGCUGGCGCUGCAGAAGCUGGAGGACAGCAGCUCGCAGGGCCGUUCCGUCGUGGUGGAAGCAGAUGCCUUUAUCAGCUCCUUUGCCACCCAGGCCGUCUCCACACCGAGCCCUGUGCAACUCCCGGCCACCAGCCCAAAAGCGGCACAGACGAAGCGAAUCCGAGAUGUUCGUAGCUGGCAGCCGCAAGUUCCGAGGUUUGACUGCUCAAGGUUGUCGGAGGAGGCCGCAACCCUUGAGAAGAGCCCUAUGCGGACGAAGCUGCGCCAAAUUCCGUUUAGGACCGCAGCAGAACACGAGGCCAGUGACAAGCUGGCCGACGUGCGCGCGUGGCAGCCGGGUUCGGUCCGGUGCGACUCAAGCACGCUGGAGGAGGCUCUCAGAGAAAGGCCAGCAACAGAGGGAGAUCCCUCGAAGCCCCGAGCGCUGCGCAGCUCCGCAGAGGGCUGCGAUGCCGACCCGCGGGGAAGCCCCGAGGCACUCGCAGCACCUUUGCCGCCGCCCAGCGCGACGCGAGAGGUACCUGAUGCAUUGCCAGCACCGUUGCCGCCAACCCGUUGA
Messenger RNA from Symbiodinium sp. CCMP2456, 697 nucleotides. NCBI's taxonomy places the organism in Eukaryota, Dinophyceae, Suessiales, Symbiodiniaceae. The record is from the annotation of a GenBank genome assembly.